Messenger RNA from Megalops cyprinoides (Indo-Pacific tarpon), 2499 nucleotides. It is a transcript of the gene dnajb2, whose product is annotated as DnaJ heat shock protein family (Hsp40) member B2. Bases 506 to 1459 code for a protein of 317 amino acids. The record is from RefSeq and is a predicted model, not a curated record. Gene Ontology annotation, molecular function: Hsp70 protein binding. NCBI's taxonomy places the organism in Eukaryota, Metazoa, Chordata, Actinopteri, Elopiformes, Megalopidae. The transcript is spliced from 11 exons.
AGCUCUUAAAGUUGACGCACGUUGUGACCUCCGGCCAAUCGCCGCGGUCAGCGAUCUCGGUGCGACCGUAGGCGGAGACCGUGACGAUUCAAAACACACUGACACGAAAAUAUCCCUGGUAUAUUCUGGGCUGCUGUUUUUUUUUUUUCUGGAUGCUUCGGCUCAGUUGCCAGUGACGCAGAGCCCGUGAUCCGAGCCAGGAGAAGGGUAAAACGGGUACGGACACUGAGGUGCGGGAGGGGGGGUAGCCCUGUCGAGUUAUGAAUCCUGGUAGGCCGGAGAGCCGGACAUUCGGGAACUUGUAGUCGGGAAUUGCGUUGGUCGCUUUGCUGCGUGGACUGCGGCAGUCAAAAUAUUUGCUGUAGAGAGAGAGAGGAGCGUCUCCAGCGCGGUACAUUCCAGAAGCUUUCCAAAAUACUUUACUCCCAUUUUAAGACAACGGAGAGACACAGCACCUGCUCGCCGAAUAUACUUCUAAAAAAGGGUCAGAGAGGUGGGGGAAGACAUGGUGGAUUACUAUGACGUCCUGGGAGUGUCAAGAAAUGCCUCCGCAGAAGACAUCAAAAAGGCGUACAGGAAGCAGGCCCUGCGAUGGCACCCAGACAAGAACCCUGACAACAAGGAGGAGGCAGAGAGGAAGUUCAAGGAGAUCGCUGAAGCCUAUGAAGUCCUGUCUGACAGAAGCAAGCGAGAUGCGUAUGAUCGCUUCGGCAGAGAUGGCAUGCCCAGUUCAGGCUCCAGCGGAUCCUCCAGUCCAGGAGAGUUCCCGGGCUUCACCUUCACAUUCCGCAGCCCAGACGAGGUGUUCCGGGAGUUCUUCGGGGGCCAGGAUCCCUUCGCCAGCUUCUUCGACGACUUCCCUUUCGGGGGCAUGCACAGCGGUUUCCACGGCCACUCCGGCCCUUCGCGGCUCGGCCCGAGCCGGUUCUUCUCCUUCCCUUCAACCGGAGUGGAGUUCACCUCCUUCUCCUCCUCCAUGGGGGGCGUGGGAGGAAUGGACAGCAUGGGCGGAGGCAUGGGGAACUUCAAGUCCGUCUCCACCUCCACACGCAUCGUCAACGGGAAACGCACCACCACCAGAAAAAUCCGAGAGAACGGUCAGGAGAGGACAGAGAUCGAGGAGGAUGGGGUCCUGAAGACCGUGCUGAUCAAUGGUGUUGAGGACGAGAUGGCCUUGGCCCUGGAGCUGAGCCGCCGGGAGCAGCCCGGCCAGUCGCCGCAGCGGCCGCGGCAGGAGCGCCCCCACCUGGAGCCGGCGGGGUACAGCUCACGGAGCCCGGCGCAGCGCUCCUACAGCUCCGCCCCCUUCUACAACUGCCCCGACGCCAGCGAGGACGAGGAGGACGACGAGGAGCUGCAGAUGGCCCUGGCCUACAGCCUGUCGGAGAUGGAGGCGCAGCAGCGGGCGGCAGCCGCCGAUGUGAUCUCAGACUCCGACUUCCAGGCUUUUACUGGCUGACUGGCCACUGCGCCCCCUAGAGGAAGAGGCUCCCGGGGCGCUUGUCUCUGAGCCCAGCUCAUCUGCUGACGGACACUUUUCAAAGUUUUAUUUGGAAAAACAAAACGAAAAGCGGGAAGGGGGGAGAGUGCAGCAGUCUGUGUGUGUGUGUGUGUGUUUGUGCACGUGCUCACUUGCACGUGUUUGAUUCGCAUGAGUGUACAGACUGUAGCGUGAGAGAGGAAGACACUUUGGUGAUGUUAACGAGGCUACCGAAAUCAUAAAUUCAUCUCUGUUUCAAAUAACCCUUUAGGACUGAACAAAUAUAUUUUAAGUGUUUCAUAAAAAGAUGUUUUAGUAAAUGUGGGCCUCUGUGCAAGUGCACUGACGAGUGAAAGGAGACAGGAGAGAAUGAAAUCAAAUUCAGCAUGAAAGCUGUGAGGUCUUUCUUAACCUUGACAUGACAUGACACUUGAUUAAAUACUAUGCUAAAGAACAUGUAUGUUAUAUAAGAGAUCUAUGCAAAUGUACUCACUUUAAAAUACAUUUCAAUACUUAAAUCUUAAUUUUAAUAUAUAUUUAAAAAUGAGUUGCCUUCAAGUGUUUCUAAUCAUUUGUCCACGAACAAAAAUCUGACUGUAGUUUUCCCAUGUGAGCUCAGCUCCUGGUUUCUCACUCACCUGAACCAGGAAAGGCUUCUUCCAACUGUAGCCCUAGAGAGUAACCACAUUGCUUGUUUUCCACAUCACAUUAAAUCACCCGUUUCAGUAGCAGUGGGGCCACCUGUUCGACACCGACAGUUCACUCAGUCAUUUUAGAGAACCAGGCUGAUUUAUUAUAUAUAACGGUGUAUGCGUAUGCUGUAUGGUGUUAGGUUACACUAGCAAUGGAAAGUGGAUUGUGUGCCAGUACACGGAUUGUUUAGUGGACUGAUUAGCCGGCCUGCCCAAACGUGUGACCCCUUGGUCUGGAGAUGCUGAGACGGGAGAGGUCGCGCGGUGGGGCGUCGGACGAAUCGGGCCGGUGAAACGUGCGGCCGAGGACACAGAGGACGCACAAAC